CACAAGCAGCAGAAGCCUUAUCCUUUUCAGCACCACACGCUUCGCCCCAUCGGUCUAAAGCGCAAACCAUGGCAGCUCUUCACUUCACUCCAACUCCGCUCAAACCAUCCUUUACUCUUCUGAAACAAAACCACCCUACCACCACCAAGCUCAACAGUGUGCGGCCACGCCUUGCUUCACGUUCAUCAUUCAUUGUGCGGUCCUAUAAAGUGUUGAUUGAGCAUCAGGGGCAGUCCACCCAUCUUGAAGUGGAACCUGAUGAGACCAUACUCUCGAAGGCAAUCGACUCUGGCUUGGAUGUCCCCCAUGAUUGCAAGCUUGGUGUCUGCAUGACUUGCCCUGCUCGUCUUCUUAGUGGCUCUGUUGAUCAGAGCGAUGGUAUGCUCAGCGAUGAUGUCGUCGACCGCGGCUAUGCCCUCUUGUGUGCUGCCUACCCUCGCUCCGAUUGCCAUAUUAGGAUUAUCCCGGAGGAUGAGCUCCUCUCCCUCCAAUUGGCCACCUCCAAUGACUAAUCUACUUUUCACUUUUCUAGAUGUAAUUCCAUCCUGCUAAUGGGUUUUCUUCAAUGCCAUUGAGUUUUCUUC
This is a messenger RNA of Arachis stenosperma, 584 nucleotides long. Its product is annotated as ferredoxin C 1, chloroplastic. Gene Ontology annotation, molecular function: 2 iron, 2 sulfur cluster binding; electron transfer activity. The transcript has a single exon. The coding region runs from base 69 to 512 and encodes 147 amino acids. The record is from RefSeq and is a predicted model, not a curated record. NCBI's taxonomy places the organism in Eukaryota, Viridiplantae, Streptophyta, Magnoliopsida, Fabales, Fabaceae. Gene Ontology annotation, biological process: electron transport chain.